Molecule: messenger RNA, 3378 nt
Organism: Acanthochromis polyacanthus (spiny chromis)
Lineage: Eukaryota; Metazoa; Chordata; Actinopteri; Pomacentridae
Gene: c11h6orf62
Product: chromosome 11 C6orf62 homolog
Exons: 5
Coding region: 1467-2159 (230 amino acids)
Source: RefSeq, a predicted model, not a curated record
GCAGCCAUUUUGGGGAGGCUGUGGACCGUCGAGCUCGUAUGUGCCAUUAUUAGCUGCCCGAAAACACACAAAGAAACCAAACGGAACAGCGUUGGACGACACGUCGUUAAAUAUGGGCCCGCCGGGAGACAGAACACGCCACACGUCGACUGAAAGAACGGAGGAUUUCAGCUGGAUUGUCGAUUUAUCUUGACAUGGCAUGCGGCAGGGCGAGCCGGAGGUUGUGACGACUGAAGAAAAGAAGAGAAAGAAAACAAGCGCAGCAAACACCUCGAAACGUCAGACGUGGAAAGGGAGAGAUUUUGUUUAGUUUAUUUCGCCAUUCAGCGUUUGGUCGUUGAGUUGGCUAUCGAUUCCCUGGCUGAUUUUUGUCGAUGAAGUUGUUGACAAGACACGACUGAAGCGAAUUCUACCUAGCUAAAAUGCUGAGCACAAGCAGAAACAGUUAGUCAGUGAACCCUGCAAGUCUCCUGACUCUCACAGCACUGGCAGUCACGUUGAACCCAGCGAGAAAAUGUAAACGCGUGGAAAGAUGACUGUACGCUAGCUAGCCGAUUACACAUAGGCCUCGAUUAAGCCAAUCAUUCAGAAGAUAAGAUGUAGCUAUAUCGUUGGUUCACUACUAGUUAGUGUCGGAAGUGAAUGCCUAGAUUAGCUUGCUAGCUCACCCUAGCUAGUGUGCUAAAAAUACGCCCACAUCAUGACUAUCAGCACUGGCGGCGCUGUAGGCCUUGGGCCAAAUGAGUGGCAGUAAAAGUCAAGGAAAUGUCAAGUUACUUUCGCAGUAGUCUUCGAUGUUACCCGGUGCCAAUAUCUUCUGGCAUCUGUAUUUACCUGCCAUGUUCGUCUGUAUCCCCAGUCCGUCUGUAACACGCACAUAACGCAGUCUCUACAGAGAAACAAACAAAACGACAGCCAUGGAUGAGGGACUUUGAAAUGACCCAAAUAAUAGAAUAUUUGUCUGCUUGCUGUAGUCCACAAUCUCACUAGCAAAAAAAAAUUAAAUUAUUACCGGUAUGGAUUUUUGUAGUAGCAGCCGUUUCUAUUGAUUUCAGUAACAUUUACAGGAGAAAAUUUGAGUUGCUGUUUCAUUUAAAUCUCUGUUGUAAUUCCUUGUCAAUGGCAGGUUGAAAAAAAAAAAAAAGAUCAUUUGGCUUGAAAGUCAUGUCUUAAAACAUGGAUUUCUGAUCAAGUAUCAAGGAGAUGUAGUCUUAGCUUGUUGACCAUUCCCCUCCUCAACACUGCCCUUUUACAAAAAGAAAUUGAAAUGACUUAGUUUUGUUUCUGAUUUGUUGACCUUUUCAGUUGAUAGUUAGUACUUCGAAGAUCUAGCUGAGAGUUUUGAUGCGUUGUCUCUGCAAAGGGUAGCUAGCUCCAUCCUUUAUCCAGUGCAUAAAUACAGAAGUAGAGAGUGUAGCCAAAAUAUACUGCACAAGAGGAGAAGACCCUACCAUCAAAAUCUAACCAUGGGGGACCCAACUUCACGAAGAAAUCAAACAAGAAAUCGACUUCGUGCUCAACUUCGGAAGAAAAGGGAAUCUUUGGCUGAUCAGUUUGACUUCAAGAUUUAUAUAGCCUUCGUUUUCAAAGAAAAGAAGAAGAAGUCUGCACUUUUCGAGGUAGCUGAAGUGGUGCCAGUGAUGACCAACAACUAUGAAGAAAACAUCCUACGAGGUGUGCGCGAUUCCAGCUACUCUCUUGAGAGUUCGAUAGAACUCCUGCAAAAAGAUGUGGUGCAACUACACGCCCCCCGAUACCAGUCAAUGCGAAGGGAUGUGAUAGGCUGCACACAGGAAAUGGAUUUUAUCCUUUGGCCACGCAACGAUAUUGAGAAGAUUGUCUGUCUGCUGUUCUCCAGAUGGAAGGGGGCCGAUGAUGAACCCUUUAGGCCUGUUCAGGCCAAGUUUGAAUUUCAUCAUGGAGACUACGAGAAGCAGUGCUUGCAUGCUUUGGGUCGUAAAGACAAGGCUGGAAUGGUCAUGAACAACCCAACUCAGUCUGUAUUUCUCUUCAUGGAUAGACAACACUUACAGACUCCUAAAACCAAGGCCACAGUUUUCAAGUUGUGCAGCCUCUGCCUGUACUUGCCCCAGGACCAGCUGACCUGCUGGGGUGUGGGAGACAUCGAGGAUCACCUUCGCCCAUACAUGCCUGAUUAAGGCUUCUUGCUCCACCCAGCCACACAGGGAAAAGCCUUUCCCCUUCCUCCUGCCUAAGCCUUCAGAAGCAAAUUGAUGUACUCAUCCUCACCCUCUCCCUUUUAAAAGAUUUGAACUUAUGCUUGGAUCUCCUUUUUGUUCCCUACUUGUUGUCCCUUCCCUGACCCAAAGCUGAUUCAGUUCCCAUCCUUUUUUUUAAAACCUCACACUCCCAGUGUACCUCCUCUUUGCCAUUUUUGGAUUGGUUCCCCCAUUUUUUGUUUUUAAUUUUCCUUCCUCUUCAUCCCUCCUCCUCAUCCACCCAUUUUUGUUCAUUUGAACCUGCACGAACAUUGAUUUUGAGUGGUUGGUUGUUCUCUUGGAGCCGCACUGUCAACAGCACCGGUCAUUGAAGGAACUCUUUAUGUUGCAUCAAAACAGGAACAAACAAUACACAGGUCUUCACGGUGGUUCUCAGAUGGACGUGUUUUAUAUCCUUGUUGUCAUAAGAAAGGAUUGUUAAAGCUUGUUUGUAAUGUCAAUGGGGUUUCUAGAACAACUUUACACAAUCUCUUGACCAAGGACAGGUGUGAAGAGGUGUUUAAGCACCCGUAUAAGCAAAGAUAACAAGAUGAACAGUAUUUGUCAAAUCAUAUGGUGUAGGUAUUGCUUCUUAUAAACCGCCUUAGUUAUUUUGCUGGACUUUUAAAGAUGUUUUGGUGUCAUUUGCUUUCCUCUGAAACAUGCUAGGCAGGCCUUUGCUAAAAUCUUGAGUGACUUGAAAGGCAUUGUACACAAAGUUGAGACAUGUUGGUUAGAUGUUGAAGGUAAUUUUCACCAUUCAAGCCGUUCAUGCACUAUUCAUUUAAGCUACUGAAAUCUGAUGUUUUAUGUUCUGUUUUAUUUGGGAUGUGGGUUGGUGAGAAACUGAAAUGGUGACAAAUUUAUUGUUUAACAUACAUAACAAAAAGUUGCUGAAAGCUAACUGAUUUUUUGUUUAAUCUGACCUACUAAAAUUUAAGAUGAUUUGCUGCCAUGCUCAUCAAAUUAAAAUUGGGUUUUGCAGGCUUGCUUGUCAAAGAAUAUGAAGCACAUAGCACAUAUAGUUUUGCUCCAUGUUGAUUCAGUGUGUUCAUUUGAAAAGGGUGUAAGGCGUGUAACUUCUGGGGUUUUUUUCUGUUGGUUCUCAAAUCAAUACUGCUGAGCAUAUCCCAAUACAAUGCAAAUUCUGAAAGCAUAA